Perca flavescens (yellow perch) is the source of this 2783-nucleotide messenger RNA. RefSeq names its product zinc finger protein 341 (gene znf341). The annotation marks the transcript as partial. Lineage: Eukaryota; Metazoa; Chordata; Actinopteri; Perciformes; Percidae. Gene Ontology annotation, molecular function: RNA polymerase II cis-regulatory region sequence-specific DNA binding; DNA-binding transcription factor activity, RNA polymerase II-specific. Gene Ontology annotation, biological process: regulation of DNA-templated transcription. The record is from RefSeq and is a predicted model, not a curated record. The transcript has 17 exons.
AGCAACGAAAAACCUCAACCGUAAUGCUUUGACGGCUUCAGACAAACAAACAAACUGUACUUCCAGUCCAUAUAAAAUGUUUACACCCCCAACGUCAGUCUUAUUGUGAACAUUAAUAAGGUAAUGUUUGACUCCAAAUUCUAGGUUUUAAGGUUUUCCUUGUACCUUACUGAGUUGAGGGGAGCGUACCUCAACAGGCAGCCCCGGCGAGUCGAGCGCCUAUUACGCAACAGAGGAGCUACAAGAUGGCGCAAGCAAUAUUUGAAGUGCUUGAAGGCAUGGACAACCAGACAGUGUUGGCGGUCCAGUCUCUACUGGAUGGCCAAGGUGGAGUUCCUGACCCAAACAACCAGAAUGUCUCUGGGACAUCCGCUAUCCAGUCUAUGGACGACGAGGAUGUGUUCCUGUGUGGGAAGUGUAAGAAACAGUUCAAUACUCUGCCAGCCUUCAUGACACACAAGAGGGAGCAGUGCGCAUCUAGCGUCCCCUCCCUGUCCACAGUGUCCUUGGCCUCCACCAAUGGCUACACAUCGGUCCCCUCAAUAAGCUCUUCACCACAGACUCCUGCCAACAGACAGGUAUCCACCUACAUCACAGUCCCUCCCUCCCCUUUGACACACACUCUGGUCCAAGGCAACGUGCUGGUCAGUGACGAUGUCCUUAUGUCGGCUAUCUCAGCCUUCAGCUCCAUCGACCAGCCUAUGGCCACGAUGCAGACGCCUAUACAGAGUAACCUGAGCAUGCACACAGCUGGUGUAUCUUACCUGCAACCGGCCCACCCUCUGCCAGCUGGACAGCCCACCCAGCAGCCGCUCUCCUCACAGGUCCCAGUGAGCCACAGCAACUCAGUAGUCCAGGUUUACAGCACACUGCCCCAUAUGGCUGGGGGUGGUGGUGCAGAGAUCCACAUGUUGGGUCUGCACCCUUUCCAUUCUGUACAAGUGCCCAGUCAGUGUGUGGAGAGCCAGUCAUUCAACACCCCUCCUGUCUACAGCCCCGGGAAGCAGUGCACCAAAACAAAGACCUGCAGCAUCACCACCAAUCUGACUGAGCUGGGCGACUUUGAAAAGGUUAUCAUUCCCAAACGAUCAAGGAGUAGCAAAAAAAGCUCUGAUGGAGCCGCAGCAGAGCAGCUGAAGGGGAAAGUUCCAAAGCUGAAGUGUAAUUUCUGUGACAAAAUCUUCUCGAAAAACUUUGAUCUUCAGCAGCACAUUCGAAGUCACACAGGAGAGAAACCAUUUCAGUGCAUCGUCUGUGGCCGAGCUUUUGCCCAAAAGUCCAACGUGAAGAAACACAUGCAGACACACAAGGUAUGGCCUAUGGGCGUGGCCAGCACAGUGUCCAGAUUACCAAUCACAGUAAAGGUGGUACCAGUGUCAUCCAAUGAGGGGGAGGGAGGCGGGGAGCAGCAGCAACAGCGGCAGCAGGGUGAACCAGAGGAGGAGGGGUCACAGCAGCAGAACUGUCAAACACAAACAGAAGAGGGAGUUCAAACAGAAGCUCCAGGAGAGUUGGAGGAGAGCGCGCCUGAGGCUGAUCCGGAGGGCAGCCGAGGGGAAGCUGAGCAGAACGGGCUCCCUCAGCUACAGUCCAACCAGGACCAACAGUGCCAAGCUCCGAGCCAACAGAUAGUUGUAAUAGACAGCUCCUACCAGUGCCAGUUCUGCGCCAGCAAGUUUAAGACCUACUUCCAGCUCAAGUCUCACAUGACCCAGCACAAAGGGGAGCAGGUUUACAAGUGUGUGUUGAAGUCCUGCUCCCAGACCUUCCAGAAGUUGGAUCAGUUCCUGGAGCAUAUCAGGACUCACCAGGAGCAGCUGACCUACCGCUGCCACCUCUGCAACAAGGUGUUCCCAUCACUGUUUGAACUGGGAGUCCACCAGUACUCCCACUGCUUCUGCCCACAGCAGAGCACACACAAGGAAACCACCAUUUACAGGUGUGUGAAGUGUCAAAGCCGAUAUUCUACCCAGGAGGCAUUGGAACAACAUCUGCUGACUGCCACGCACAACUUUCCCUGCCCACACUGUCAAAAGGUUUUCCCGUGUGAAAGGUACUUCAGACGCCACCUCCCCACUCAUGGCGUUGGAGGGAGGUUCAAGUGUCAGAUCUGCAAGAAAGCCUUCAAGACAGAGCACUACCUCAAACUGCACACACGUAUUCACUCAGGUGAAAAGCCGUACAAAUGUUCCCUCUGUGAGGCGACGUUCAACAGGAAGGACAAAGUGAAGCGACACAUGCUCAUCCAUGAACCCUUCAAGAAAUACAAGUGUCCCUUUAGGACACAUGUAGGCUGCACCAAAGAAUUCAACAGACCAGACAAACUCAAGGCCCACAUUCUGUCACAUUCUGGUAUCAAACCCUACAAGUGUCUUCUUUGCCAGAAGGCGUUCAGCCGCAGGGCCCACAUGCUCGAGCAUCAGCAGUCUCACACAGAUAACUACCGCUUCAGAUGCUCCGCCUGCAACAAGGGAUUCACCAGACAGAGCUAUUACAGAGAUCACAAAUGUCCCGCGGCAGGGAACGGGACAGGACGUGAAGGAGGGACUGGAGAGGCAGAGGGCGACCAGGUGGCGGGAGUGCCCAUGGCAGAGGAGAAGGAUGGAGGGGAGGACGGGAGAAGAAGCAGAAGAAGAAGAAGGUUCUUGAGUAAAGAAAAAAGGCCAGGGGGAGAUGACGAAGAGAAUGAUGACAGCUCAAAGGACAGCCAAGAGCAGGUGGAAACACACGGGGAGGAGGAAGAAGAGGAGGAGGGAGAGGAGGAGGAGAUGGGAGAAGAGGAG